Cylicostephanus goldi is the source of this 530-nucleotide messenger RNA. The record is from the annotation of a GenBank genome assembly. Lineage: Eukaryota; Metazoa; Nematoda; Chromadorea; Rhabditida; Strongylidae.
AUGAGCUGGCUGGAGAAGUUCGAGGAGAAUGGUUACGCUGUAGUGGAAGAUGUUUUCACAGCAGAUGAACUGAACGAGAUGAAAAACGAAAUCGACAGGGUAAUUGAUGGAAUCGACCUGAAUCAGCACCCUAAAAGCGUAUUUUCAACUUACGACGAAGACAAGCACGCUGCUGACGACUAUUUUCUAAACAGUUCUGAUAAGAUAAGAGUAUUCUUCGAAGAGGGUGCUUUCGACAAGAAUGGGGAGCUUGUUGUGGACAAACAUAGAGCAUUGAACAAAAUUGGACAUGGACUCCAUGUGAAAAACGAAGUUUUCAAGCGAAUGUCAUUUCAUCCUAAAAUCAAGCAGCUUUUCAAGGAAGUAAAAUACGAAGAACCUAAGAUUGUUCAAAGUAUGUACAUAUUCAAGGUAAGCUGUACUCGAAGAAGCAUUUUUCUAGAAAUAUAUUUUGCAAUCACCAUCAACAUCUUAAAGACAUCGUGUUGCUAUAGUUAUGAGCUUGCAGUAGGAAGACUGAUUUGUUAGUG